GAGAAAUUAAGAUGAAAUUGACUUUGUUUACAUUACAAAGAAAGAAGACAAAUGGUUUAAGACAUGGUUUGCAAAAGUCUCCUGAUCUUAACAUCAUUGAAAAAUUUUCAAGAAACGUGAAUGAUCUCAAAGGAGAAGUGGACAAAAUUCGAUAG
Scutellospora calospora is the source of this 155-nucleotide messenger RNA. The record is from the annotation of a GenBank genome assembly. Lineage: Eukaryota; Fungi; Glomeromycota; Glomeromycetes; Diversisporales; Gigasporaceae.